Molecule: messenger RNA, 7900 nt
Organism: Lineus longissimus
Lineage: Eukaryota; Metazoa; Nemertea; Pilidiophora; Heteronemertea; Lineidae
Exons: 18
Coding region: 554-6667 (2037 amino acids)
Biological process (GO): epithelial to mesenchymal transition; neuroblast division in subventricular zone; neuroblast delamination
Cellular component (GO): centrosome
Source: RefSeq, a predicted model, not a curated record
CUUAUUGAAUUUCGUAACACUGAGAAAAACAAUUAUUUCCCCUGCCUAACACAAGUUUUAAUGAUGUGAUUUAAGGUUGAACCUGGUUAAGCCAAGCUUAUCCCCCUACAACAUGAAACUCGGAACAGAAGUUCAGACCAUAUGGUAUUCAUUGCUAAUGAGGUUUAGUCUCGUGGUUUGUCAUUUCAUUUCUCUGCUAGGGUCAAUGUUUCCAGACACUUUAUGUGAGCCGCAAUGAAUUGAAAGGUCAGAGGGUAUUUUCAAUUCUGUCAUAACUCAUACUCAGUGAUGGAUUACGGUACAAUAUUUUUCUAAAGUGGGUAAAAUUUGCUUGGCAAACCAUCGACAUUCAUUGAGGCAUGAGUUCUAGACUAGAUUCUGGCCUUGUAAGUUGCAAGCUCUGAAUUCUGAAUUUGUUGUAUUUUUUGUUCUCUUUUUUAGGAUAGUGUGUAAAUUACAGUAAAAGUCCCAAUCAAGCUUUGGAUUGAAAGGUUGUGGUGAAUCAGAAUGGAGCGGACCCCCACCACUGACUAAGUGAACCAGCAGUCUAAAGAUGUCUCGCUUCCAGUAUGACAACGACUUUGAGUUGGACCAGGAUGGGAUCCUCAGGGAGAAGAAGGAUGGAGGAAUAGUUCUCGAUGAUAAUGGCAUCCUCCGUGACGACAAUGACCUCCCUCUAACUCCCCCGCCAACACAAGCAGACUCUGGUAUCGAGGCGAACCGCCAGUCGCAAGAAGGCAAGCUUUCGGACCCAUUCUAUUCCAAGCCGUACGUCAACGAUCAUCGUGGUCUCUCUCUUGACUCACACCCGCCUGAUGAGAAGAGUUUGAACAUCAGUGAUUUCGAUGCUUCCAUAAAGGAGGAUUUAUCCUAUAUUGGAGAGAUUCAAGGAGGAGGAUCAAGUCGUGGCAGUUCACAACCUCCUUCUCAGGCCAAUAAUACUCAAGAGGACGACAUCGAUAAGUUAGACGUACCGAACGGCAGCAGUUCACAAUCACAGGAGACCUUAAACUACAACUGGGAUAAAAAGAGAAUCUCUUUGGGUAGUGUUUUGACAAAUUUUGACGAUGAUUACCCUGUGCCGAAUAAUACUCAAGAAUUGGCAACUCAGGAUCAGACCCCAGAAGAUGACAUCAAAGAACCCGAUGUUUUAAGCCUUGACGUUGAGGUGCCUGAUUUUCCUGGGCAGGGUACGGACUUUGUUGACCAGGCAGCGGAGAGAUUACGUGUCUUCUUUGAUGAGGAGAAGCCUCAGGGUGUUGUGUCUGCUCAGCCAAAACCAGUUCGAGGAUCCCCAGCAGUUCGAGGAUCGCCAACAGUUAGGGGAUCGCCAACAGUUCAAGGAUUGCCAGCAGUUCGGGGAUCGCCAUCAGUUGGAAGAUCACCCAACGGAGAAAACAAUCAAAAUACAAAGAAAAUGGCGUAUGAUCAAAAUGGUGCAAAUGGUUACAGUGCGAACAGUCACAGCCGCGACACGAUGGAUUACGGGUUAGAUGAGGUAGAUAAUCCACGAGGGGCUGAAGGGUAUGAUCCCGACUUUGAAGAAGGGAGUGAUGGGGCUCAUGAGGUACCUGAUAACGUCCCAGAGACUGGGCGCUACAGUAGCCAAGGGGAAGACAUGACACGACCAAUGCUGCGUGGUACCAUGGAAUCAGGCUUCGUGGGUAGUAUGGAGAUGCUGAACACCUCUACAGAGGAUGCAUCACAUUCGGAACCGACGUAUGAACUCACGGCCAGCCAUGAAGAUUAUGACCGUGACGCUGACAUCUCUGAGGAACAGGUCACACAUCCGCUCUCUGAGGUCAGUUUCUCCCGCUCGCCCUUUCAAGGUGAGCAUGAUAAUACCAACUCAAGUGAACUUCAGCUGCAAAGUGACAUUCAGGCUCACCUUGACCUUCAACUCGAGCAUGACCUUCAGAGUGACCUUGAUAAUCAAGACGGAAUUGAAGGCGAACCGCCAAUUCCAAGUAUAUAUUUAGUGGGGGAUCAGGGUGAUAGUGAUGACCAGUACCAGUUCAAAGAAGUCGAUGCGAAAUCUGAGACGAAUACUAUCGAUAUGUCAGAGGAAGUCCAAGACAUGGAUGAUAUACUCAACGAGGAGAUGCCAGUUUUUACCGGAGCCUCGAUUCCGUUUACGGAGAGCCAGGAUGAUCCCACGUCACAGGAGAAGGAUAAAACUGAUCAGUCUGAUCUGUCUUGUUUGUUUGAUGAUGACUACCCUGCUAGUGACAUCCCACAUUCCCUGAUUGAGUUUGAAGCGCUGGAGGUUCAGAUGCGCAUCGCCUCUCAGAUGGAGAAAAUGCACGAACAGGAUGAAGACGUCUUUGGGGAAUUCUUACAAAAAACUGAACAAAGUGAAUCAAAUCAGACCCUGACUGAACAUGAGGAUGCCAGGAGUCAGCGGAGUUCUGGUGGAACGGGGACACCAAUUUUCCACACGGGAGAUUCCUUGCAGUUUGACACUUUAGACUCAUCUAUGCUCAAUGAUACGUACAGAACAGGGAGUCCACGAUCUGGGAAACACAGUGGUGGGAGUACUGGACCCGGAACUGGUAAUGCUACACCAAGUAAAAUACCAGGCCUGAAACGUGGGUCCCCAGCCCAUACACCAAGAAAGACUUCUCGUAAUUCUACACCGCAGGGUUCACGCAGUGGUACCCCAACUAGGACUAGGAUACCUUCCCCUGGUCCCAGUGGAGGUAGGCCAAGGAACCCACCGACUAGUUCGGAAGUAUCAAAAUCCAUUAAGAAAAAAGGCCUGGUGCCUGCAGAUGUUGAGAAACAAAACUAUAAGAUUCGCAAGGAGUUGAAUAAAGAAAAAAGGCGACAACAGCCUGUCCGUCCGGAAUACACAGUGCCAAAUUUGAACUUAGCUGACACGGCUUCACUGGAUGAAUUCAGUGCCGAUUCUGAUGCUGAGAAAACGAAAGAGGAUCUCAAAACAAGGCUCCGUACGGAGAAUCGGAAGCGCUCGCAACAGGGAGAGGUGAUCGAACAGUUACAGCACAAUUAUGAUCGUCUUUUGACAAAGUACGCCCUUGCGGAGGUCACCAUAGAUCAGCUCAGGCUCGGGGCGAAGAUGAAUCUCUAUUCUGAUUCGCCGACGCCAAUGCAGGCAUCCAUGAUGAGUUUGCCGGGAGCAUCACAGAUGCAGACGAUCAACAUGGCAACCAAGAAUCAAGGAUUGAGGGCGAGGAUUGCCUCUGCUGACUUUGUUGCUACUGGAAGUCGUCCCACCUCUCAGCCCAGCUAUGGUGUCUCCUACAGCAACCAGUACACUCCCCUCAGCUUCCAGGAUGGAGACUUUGAGGAGCCAGCACAGUUUAUUGGUGACCCGGCCGAUAUCAGCGACAUGGAAGCAACCACUGGGGAAUCGCUCAAAGUCGGGCUGUUGUUCCAGGCGAAGAGUCUGGGGGAUCAGAUUGAGUCUUUCCAAAUGUUACUGGAGGAAGAUGAGUUAUCCGUCGAGGAGCAAGAGCGUGUCUUUGAGAAGAUUAGGAUGGAUUAUGAUAAGCUGCAGGUGGAUUACCAGCAGGCCAAGGACGACAGCGUCUUGAUGAAGCAGCACAACCUCAUUGAUGACGGAAGUGGAGAACCUUUUGAUAAUGAGCGGCUAAUUGAGGGUGAACUGUUCCGUCUUGGUAUGAAGUUGGAUAACCUUCACGGCAAGGUUGAGGACAACCUAAAGCUUGCCAAGCGACGUACCCCAUUCCAGGAUUUAGCCCGACCCCUGUCGCAAUUGAAGAAGGGGUCGCGUGGAAGUGGUUUGAAUCUUCCUGACUUCGCGUCCCUUGGGAGGAGGGGGAGAGGAGUGGAUACAUCAUCUUCACCAGUAAUGGAAGACAUCCAGGAUGAAGACCUCACGAAUCCAAAAUGGCAGAAACUGCAGAGGGAUUACGGAAGUUUGCUGGGUCUUUACGAUCGACUGAAGAAGUUACCCAAGACGCCUGAGAGGGACAAGGAUGUCGAUGCGCUCAUGAAGAAACUCCGCCACCUUUACAACCAAGCGCCUGAUCCAAGUUUAUUGAACGGCCUACCAUCGCCGGAGAAUGAGGGUGUCGAUGGUGUUGACAGUGAGAAUGAUUUGCAGACAUUGUUGACCAAGUCGGAGUCGACUAUUUACCCGAAAGACACGUACAGGAGUCAUGAGAGUAUUCCGACUCAUAGACGUGAUGAGACAACUCCAGAGAUAGAGAUCCCCACCCAAAAUCUCGUCCGGGGUGAGCAGCUAUAUCCACCAAAACAACAGUAUCCACCAAAGCAACAAUUCAAACAAAACCAACAGCAAUUCAAACAAAUCAAGACCAGCCCAGAAAACUCCGGCCCUGAAUCGCAGAGCUCAGGGAACAAAAGAUCGCAAGCAAAGAAUGCAAGACAAGGACCUGGGUCGCAUAGUGUCACAAGUUUCCCCGAUAGCUAUAAUUCGAAUCAGCAUGAAUCCAAGGUUCACCCGAACUAUGUGAGGCCAGGGGAUACCGACAGCGGGUUUAUAGGUUCUGAAAGCAGUAGAAAAUCAGCCCAGCAGCAGUCUAUUCAUAAACAGAGGGAACAGCAAAGGUUGAAUGACCCCAAGACUAAACUAGGCAGCUACCCUGAGGAUACUGUUGCAUCCUCCAUCCCUCCCUACAUCCCUCGGGCAGGACCCCCGCAGCAGCAGUGGACCGACAGUGAGCUCUCCUCCGCCCCCAUCGACCGCAGGAGCCGCCAACCCCCCAGCCGCAACACCAAGCGGUCUAUGUCAUCAUUGACCUCAGAUGCAGGAACUCGACAGCGCACUAGGUCAUCAAAACGGGGAGAGAGUCCACAUCAGAAGCGGACGACACCAAAACAAGUGAAAGAGAGUGCUACUGAAUCGGAACUUGAGACAGCACGAUCUGUGAAAAGUGAGAAGAUACGGCAGCUAGAGGAUACUGUGACUCAGAUGAAAGAGGAGUUACAGAGACAGAAACAGCAGCCUGUCCAGCCUCAAGCUCAACACUGGCAGAUGGCGCAGCAUCCAUAUCCUUGGUCAAAUAUGUACCGGCAGAACCAAACUGCACCACAAGAGAUGCAGUCUAGUGCCUACCCAGGUAUAUAUCCUGGCUACCCUAACGCCCACACUGAAAUGAACCGUCCAAAAUCAUUCUGGCAGGACCAGGACCAGUACUCUGAGAAGGAGACUCACCGAUCAUCGUACGAAGAGUCGGAUGUGCCUACGAUAUCGGAAGCAAAAGAACGCCAUCGGCCAAGGAGACGGCACUCAUUUUCGGAAUUGGAUAAACCACGCCAUAGAGGAACGAGAGAGGACCUUGCGCGCCCUGCUCAACAAAAGUAUAUAACAUCUGAAUCUGCCAAGCGUGCAGAGUUGCGCAACUUCCAUCCUAGGGAGCGAGACUUUGACUAUUUAAAACGACCGAAAUAUGCUUCAGAUGAGGUGGUCAUCAGUAAACCGGGUAGACCUGUGCGCGUGUUUGCAUCUCCUAAGGAUUAUUCGAGGUCACAGGAACGGGCGGAGUUAGACGAUGCCCGGAAUCGGCAGAUUUCUGAAUAUUUGUCACAAAAGGAUCGACAGAGAGAAAGACAGGAGCAGGAGUAUGGUGGGCAGGGGCGCCAACAGAGAGACUUUGACCGACGCGAUGCCUCGCCGUCAAGGCGGUUGCCGGUCACAGACAAUGACACUGUCGAUUAUGGUUACGGAGAAAAGUACACUACGCAGGCUCCAGAGGCAGAGAAUCAUUAUCAUUACUUGAGUGACCUUGAUCAUGAUAAGGAGAGGAUUGAUCGAAUGGUAUUCGAAGCGCAAAAACGUGUCCAAAAGCAGGAAAAGCGACGCAUUGAGAAAGAGAAAAAGGGGAAGAAGAAGCUUCCACAGUCAACAGAACAAGUGAUUGCACCUGGGGUCAUUGCUAGAACCUUGAAGUCACCUUGUCCUGCUUGUUGGGGCGAGGGCCAGCAGACGCAUACAGAGAUACAGUACCAGUCACCACCGCAGAUGUACGGAUACGCACCAUCGCCUGUGAUGGGACAGCCAGCGUAUGCUCCAUCGCCUGUGAUGGGGCAGCCAGCCUAUGCUGCAUCACCAGUCAUGGGGCAGCCCGCCUAUGCUGCAUCACCUGUAAUGGGCCAGUCUGCUCCUGCGUACGCCCAGCCUGGUCCUGUCAUGUUCACACAACAGAUCAGUCCACCACAAGUCUCCUACAUCCAGCCAGCAUAUGGAGCAGCAGUUAAUGUGCCUUAUGCCCAACAGGUGGCACCAGCUCAGAUGACCAGUACACCUGCACAUGCACAACCGGCUGAAGAAAAGGACACAAGCCCAAUACUAAAAGUGCCCCUCAGAGUCUACACAAGUGACAACAAUGUCAAAUACUACGUACGGGAAUACAGUGAUGGCAGGUCCACGCCCACUAGGGGGCGCUCCAACGAGAAAUCUUCCUCACUCAGAAGAAGCAACAGCCUACCUCGCAAGCCACGCAAAAAAUUAGUGCCACUUUUCACGGACGACGAGAGUAUAGGGUUAACGACUGACCGAGAUGACCAUCAUCGCCAUAAGACGGACCCUCGCUUCAAAAACAGCCUCAGUGAUGCUGUGAAAGCUGCUGCUCAACUGCAAAAGUUAUCCAAGAAAAUGCGGAACGAUGUGAAAAAUGAUUUAAAACGAUCAAUUCGUUCCAAUCAGGAAUGGACAUAAAAACUUUUGUACAAAUAUUUCGUGAUAACAGAUGUGUAGGAUGGCUCAUGGGUAUUCAACAGAAAACAAAUCAUGACCAGACUGUAAACAGUUGAAGAAAGUUUCAACUGUUCUGUGGCAGGCACUCUCACUCUGUCCCACCUUGAUAUCUGUGCCUGUCUUCUGGAUUGGGCUACAGGGUUGAGUUGUGUAAUGCAAUGAUUCAUCUGUGCAUUGUGGAUAGAAAUAAGCUUGUAAACUAUUCUGAUUCAACUGAGCAUAAAGAGUAGAGGAGGUCAUUUAUAUUAAGAGCUGAAUGUACAAGUGUUUGGAAAUGUGCUAUACAUGUCGAUAUUACGAAUUGUUUGAAUUUAAGGCAGCAUUAUACUAAAAAUAUGAUCAAGAGAACAAUGAACUUCAAAGGCACAAGCUGCAUAUCAACAAUAGGUAUCAUCAAGCGUAGAUUGAGAGAAAUCUAAGUUUGCUAUCAUGAAUGGUAUCAGUAUAUGGUAUGGUAUAGCUAAUGGUGUAUUAUAUCAGUUUAAUGCAAAAUCACCAAAAUGCCAAAAUCCUGAAUAAGGAGUUUGUAUCAACAAUCCAAAGAUACUUCUUAAUACCCUGGCAUUUUUCCAGUUGGUACAUGUAUGUAACAUCAAGAAAUUAUCAGAAAGAACUAGCCAUCCAGGUCUUUAUGCAAUUAUUAUCCGUCCGUAGAGUAGAAUUUGAACCAAUCAUGUGAUCUGGAUGUGCUGGUUCGUACAGGGUGUAUCAAAAUGCAUCCAAAGGCCCAGUUUUGACCUCGGUGUUGAAAGGUUAUGUAGAUAUUAGAUUUCUAGUUGAUUUUUCGAAAUUUUUCUGAAUGAGUAAGUAUUUAGCAUAAUCUUUUUUAAGUAGUGUUAUCAUACAGAAUGGUAUAUGUAUCUGUAUAGGCAAUACAUUUGAAUGUAAAUGUGGCAGCAUUGCACAUAGUUUGAUGCAAAAUAGAAACAUAUGGUUAUGAUCAAAUUGAAAUAUCUCUUACUUAUACCAAGAACAGAUUUUCCUUCUUUUUCUGUUCUGGCUUCUGUACAUGUAGGUUAUUUAGAAACUUUACCAAGACCACUAUUGUUGGAUCUGUUGUGAGAGAGAAAUUUUCGAUCGUGAUUUGAUCUUGUCACAGAUUUUACAAUGUAAAUAGCAGUUUUGUUAAUUGGCAUCAUUUAUACAACAAUUUGUACAUUUAUUGUAUAUUUUAGAACGAUGAAAAUAAUUUGA